AUGUUUUCUCACAUUCUAGAACUUUAUCCAAACCGUGGCUUAAUUCAUAUUUCAUUAUUUAUAAAUGUCAAGAAUUCACCAGAAUUAAAAAAAAGAUUAUUAUCUCAUGAUUCAGAAUUGAGGGCUGAUACCUUAAAAGGAUUAAGUGAACUUGCAAAUGAUCCUAAAAAUAAAGUUUGGAUAAUUUCAGGACGUGAUGUUGAUGCACUAGAUAAAUGGCUUGGUGGCAUUAAAAAACUUGGAUUUAGUGCUGAACAUGGUGGUUUUAUAAAAAGUCCUGGAAGUAAUAAAUGGGUUAACCUUAUGAAAGAUAUUGAUAUGAGUUGGAAAAAUGAUGUACUUGAGAUAUUCACAUAUUAUAAAGAACGCACUCAAGGAUCAUUUAUAGAAGAUAAAAGUUCUUCAAUUACUUGGCAUUAUCGUCAAGCAGAUCCUGAAUAUGGGUAA
Entrophospora sp. SA101 is the source of this 447-nucleotide messenger RNA. NCBI's taxonomy places the organism in Eukaryota, Fungi, Glomeromycota, Glomeromycetes, Entrophosporales, Entrophosporaceae. The record is from the annotation of a GenBank genome assembly.